AUGGCUGCUGCCGUAUUGGCUGCUAUGUUUUUUCAUGCCUUUACAGUAAUCUAUUCAAGUGUGCACAUUGAAAGGAUAGGCUCUGCAUCUGUUUCAAAAAAUUGUGAUAGCAAACCAUGUUAUCAGGGUAAAUGCGAGAAUGAAAAAUGCCGGUGUUUUGCAGGUUGGGGUGGUUUGCAGUGUGAUCGUUGUCAUGGACGAAAUAUACUAACAGACGAAAACGAGCUGUUGACGGAUGGUCCACGUAAUUAUAGUUCGUCUUCGCGAUGUAUGUGGAUCAUUAGGAAUGAGAAAAAACGAGGUAUCUUACUUUUGCGGAUUGAAUCGCUUGUUACUGAAUGUAGCUGGGACCACUUGUACAUUUAUGAUGGAGCGGGCACGAGAAGUCGUCAAUUAGCUGCCUUCAGUGGUGUCAUCACGGGUAGAGAAGUGAUUAUUACAUCUGGCAAAGCGCUUAUUUAUUUCUUCAGUGAUCUUGCAUUCAACAUGUCCGGUUUUAAUAUUACUUUUUCAUAUGGCAAAUGUCCAGAUAAUUGCACUUCAAAUGGAAAGUGCAUAGAGGGCAUUUGUGAAUGCUAUGAAGGAUAUACCGGAACACAAUGUGAAACUUUGAUUUGUACUGAGAAGGACAAAAAUUUGAUAUCAAAGGCAUGUGGAAAUGCAGGAGUUUGUGACCGUGAUUAUCGGUGUUCUUGUAAUAUGCAUUUUCAUGGAGAUCGGUGUCAAGCUUUGACAACACAAUCUGUUUUUGAAUCUGUGAGAACCAGUGGUAGCUUUGAAGCUCGCGCAUCACAUGCAGCUGUUAUUGUGAAUGAUACAAAGAUAUGGGUAAUUGGUGGAGCCCAUUUUACUGGUGCAAACAAUUCUUUUGUUUCUGUAUUUGAUACCGAAAAUUCGAAAUGGUAUGAAGUUGUGACAAAAAAUACUCCGAAAUCUCGUUACGAUCAUACGGUUGUAAGAUAUAAGAGUACUCUCUAUAUGUUUGGUGGUGUAAUUGAUGAACGAGUGGUAACCAAUGAACUGUGGAGUUUGGAUCUGGGAACUUUAGAAUGGACAUUAGAAAAUGCUAAUAAUAAUGCGUCAGAUGCCAUACCGAAUGCUGUUGCUGGCCAUGCUGUUCAUUUAAUUGGAGAUGAAAUGCUAGUUUUCUUUGGUCACAAUCCUUAUUUUGGAUACAUGUACAACAUACAGAAAUAUAAGAUUAGCACUAAGCGUUGGAGCAUUGUUCCUGAUAAUGGACCUCAUAUGCAAGGAAGAUUCGGUCAUUCUCUUGUUGCAUAUGUUCAUGAGAAAAGAGAGGUUAUUCUGAUUUAUGGUGGCUAUUUAUUGCCAUAUGAAGGUUUUUUGUCGCGCGUUAGCAGUACACUUAUCGAAUAUGUUUGUGAUAGUCGAGAGUGUUCUCAUCGGACUUUGUCUUCUGGAUAUACUCCUGUUUUUCGUCAUUCAGCUUCAUUGAUCAAUGAUUUAAUGAUCGUGGUUGGUGGAAACGUGCAUAAUGAGUCAUCAUCACGAAUUCAAGAAUGCUAUUCUAACGAUGUCCAGGCGUAUGACAUAGGUUGCGAUACGUGGUUUUCAUUGGCAAGCAAUUCCGUAUCACUUUUACGGCGUUAUGGUCAUGAAUCAGUAGCAACAAAAAACAAUAUUUUCAUAGUUGGUGGCUUCGAUGGAGUGAUGCUAUCAGAUGUUGUCAAAUUUACUCCAGCAGAAUGUGGUGGGUUAAAACGGCCUGAUGACUGUCGUAACAUGAGAGAAGGCGUACGUUGCAUUUUUCAUGCUGGUAAAUGCAAGUCUGUCCAGCGUGAUAUUUCAUAUUCGCAUUCGUUUUUGUCAUAUGUAAAAAAUGAAGAUCCCAAAGAAGAGCAGAAAUGUCCGAUUAGCUGGAGAAAGUCUUCAUCGUGGUGUAGCGAUGAAAAAGACUGUGUAACAUGUACCGCUGCAGAAGGUUGUAGUUGGUGUCAUUGGAGUCGUGAAUGCGUUUCUGAUAACUUUUGUAAAGAUCGGACAAAUCCAGUAACUAAAUCGGACGCAUGUCCAAAGGAUGAUGAGCUUCGGCCUUGUUUUUAUGCUGCAGAGUGUUAUGCCUGCAAAUUGUUAAAGCACUGCACUUGGUUUCUUAUGAAGGAUUCUAAAUGGAAAUGUAUCAAUAGUCAUGAUUUAUUAUUGGAUGGCGAGUCACUUCAACAGCAGCAUUCUUAUUUUCAAUCUGAUCAUUCGUCAUCACUUGCCUUGAAUGCUUUCAAUUCAUCUCCAAAGAAUGAUUCAUGCUCGGCACCAUGUUGGUUCCAUGAUGAUUGUCAAAUGUGUAUCAAAGAACAAUGCAUGUGGUGUCCAACUACUGCUCGAUGUGUUUCAAUGGAUGCAUACAUGAUUAAUUUUCCUUAUGGACAAUGUCAGUCUUGGGUAACGGCCACGAAUAUAAUAAGUAAUCAACACGCAUGCCAGUUAGAUCCUAUGGACUGUUCAAAGCAGAAAACAUGUGCUGAAUGUCAGCGUGUUGGGCCCAAUUGUGGCUGGUGUGAUGAUGGCUCUGGAACUGGAUUAGGAAAAUGUUUGCAAGGCAGUCUUGAAGCACCUGAUAAUGAAUCUUCGUGUCCAGAUGAUGGCAAGUCAAAAUGGUAUUUUACGAAUUGUUCAGCUUGUCAGUGCAAUGGACACAGUAAUUGUACCCUGAAAAGACGAUCUCUUGAAUGGAAUAUCGAAGAGCAGAACUGUACACAGUGUGAUCACAACACAACUGGUGAACAUUGUCAGUACUGUGCAGAUGGAUUUUAUGGAGAUCCGAGAAAUGGCGGCAAAUGUGAAGGUUGCUUUAACACAAGUUUCAGUGUUUCCUUAUGUCUUAAUAAUUCGUCAAGACACUCGUACAUGUUUCUAGAAUGUUUUUGCAAUGGACAAGCCACAACAUGCAAUAGAGAAACAGGUGAUUGUUACUGUACUACGAAAGGUGUGACUGGGAAAAAUUGCAGUAAAUGUGAACCAAAGUAUUACGGUGAUCCUGAAAACAACCAACUAUGCUACUAUGAAUUGACGGUGGAUUUUAUUUUUACAUUCAAGCUUGAUCAGGACGAUCCAAAAGACAAAUACGUGAAUCAAAUCAAUUUCUUCAGCACUCCGCAUAAAGUAAUGUGUAUUGUUGAAUACAACCUGUAUUUUUAAUU
Messenger RNA from Thelazia callipaeda (thelaziosis nematode), 3158 nucleotides. Lineage: Eukaryota; Metazoa; Nematoda; Chromadorea; Rhabditida; Thelaziidae. The record is from the annotation of a GenBank genome assembly.